Messenger RNA from Trichobilharzia szidati, 4001 nucleotides. Lineage: Eukaryota; Metazoa; Platyhelminthes; Trematoda; Strigeidida; Schistosomatidae. The record is from the annotation of a GenBank genome assembly.
AUGACUUUCAAUUCUUCGACUGAACAGCUGAUAAAUUUGUCCCACAAUAAUCACAACAAUAAUCUUAAUUCAUCACAUAACGAGACUCGUAAUUUCCGUGUGAAUUCAAUGCUUGGUGGAUUACCAAAUUUAAUGGGUUUACAAGCAAAUACUUCAUCAAUAUCUCAUUCAUCAUUGAAUGUUUCUUCAAAUCUGGAUUCUCAAUCUACUCUGUCAAUAUCUGCAGCAAUGAAUGCAGCCGCAACAGCAGCAGCAACAGCUUUAUAUGGGCAGCGAAAUCAACAGUCAAUGAUGAAAUUCCCAUUGCCACCAUGGUUGUCGAAUCCUUUAUGGGAUAGAAAACAUUGUCUAGAUUUAUCGUCUAAUUUUGGAUUAUUCCCCAAUGGAAUUGAUAAUAAUCUCAGCGAAAUGGAUAAGCGUAACGAUAGUUUGCCUGAUUUUUCACUUGGUGACAAUUACAAAUCAGAGCCUGUUCGUCCAGUUUAUAAGAGUCCAAGUCAAACAAAUGUUACAACCGGACCAAUAGUUACAUCACCUGGUCAAGAGUCGAAUAACUCAACUCAAUCAUCAUCUACAGUUGGAGAGAUAACUCAAAGGCAGUUAAAUCCAUCCUCGUUGUCAAAUCGUUUUUCAACCUCAGAUUUAAAUAAACAAACUGAUGAAAUUAUUGUAAGAGAUGGUCAGCUGGUAAAGACACGUUUAGAUCAUUCUUUACACAACACUUCAUCAGUAGUUAAUAAUAGUUCGAAUACGUCUACUUUUACGCCACCGACGACUCCACCCGCUGGUACUUCUGUCUCUAUAUCUCCUGUGAUGUGUGAUGUUCAAAGUAUGAAAAUGAAUUAUUCACAAUCAGCUAUGGCUAUGGCAGCAAUGGCUGCAGCUGCGAUAGCUACCAAUAACUUCAAGAUGUCGUCAACAAGUACUUCAAUGAAUCAAACAACUAUUACGAAUAGUACUAAUAAUAAUAGUGGUAAUAGUAAUAGUAAUAAUAAUAAUAAUACCACGCCUGAUAUUGAUUCAAUUAUGAAUGCAGUCGCUGCAGCAGCUUCAGUUAUGGGAUCACACUUAUUACUCAAUCAUAAUAAUACUAGUCAUAAUAAUAACAGUAAUAAUAUUGUUUCUUCUACAAAUACUAAUACUACACACACUGGUAUUAAUAAUCGUUUAAUAAAUGACUGGAAAAUGCAUUCAUCAAUAAAAGACCAAGAGAUGAAUAAACUUAGAAACACGUCAACUUCAUCAUUGUUGACAGAUUUCAAGUCGUGUACAUCUUCAUUGUUAAUGCAACCGAAUUUCGAUGCAUCCCUGGGAAUGGAUUCAUCGAAUUUAUCAUUAUCAUCAUCAGCAUCAUCAUCAUCACCACCAGAAUCAUGUGGAGUUAGACCUGAAGUUGAACUAGUCGAUAAGUCACUAUGGGAUAAAUUUCAUUGUCAUGGAACAGAAAUGGUGAUUACUAAGAGUGGAAGACGAAUGUUCCCGCCAUUCAAAGUGAAAAUUACUGGUCUGGAGAAACGCGCCAAAUAUAUUGUUUUAAUGGAUAUUGUCGCCUUAGAUGAUUGUAGAUAUAAAUUUCAAAAUAAUUUAUGGACAGUUGCUGGUAAAGCAGAUCCUGAAAUGCCUAAACGUAUGUAUAUACAUCCAGACUCUCCGUCAACUGGUGAACAAUGGAUGCAAAAGAUUAUUUCAUUUCAUAAACUUAAAUUGACUAACAAUAUUUCUGAUAAACAUGGCUAUACAAUACUGAAUUCAAUGCAUAAAUAUCAGCCAAGAUUUCAUUUGGUCCGUGCAAAUGAUAUACUUCGGCUGCCCUAUUCUAAAUUCCAUACAUAUACAUUCAAAGAGACUCAGUUCUUGGCGGUCACUGCUUAUCAAAAUGAAAAGAUAACACAACUGAAGAUAGACAAUAAUCCCUUUGCUAAAGGAUUUCGUGAAUCCGGUGGAGGAAGGCGGGAUAAAAAAAGAUUGGACAGUUUAAAGUAUCCUAAUCGGCCUAUAAGUCAUAAUAAUCAUAACAAUAAUAACUGUGACAAUCCAAAGGAUGUACGUGAAAUCUAUGAAAGUCCUGUAAACACCUCCUCUGAUACAGAAAAUGAACAUGACUUGGACGACUUAGAUAUGCAUUUAUCCAGCCAAUUCAACAAAGAUAAUUUAUCUAUAAAUUCUAUGAAAACAUUAUUGCCAUUACAUUUAAACAGAACAGAUUUAAAAUCUGUUAGAUAUUCAAGUAAACGUAUGGGAUCAAAAGGAUUAGGUGAUCUUGGCAGUAGAGUGGAAAAAAUCCGUCGUACCAAUCAAUCUGAUCAACAUUUCUAUGCAUCAAAUGAAAGUGCUAUGUACAAGACAGAUUUCAGUGUGAGUAAUAACGGGAUGAAUUAUCACAAAGACCUGGAUUCUCUACGGAAUACAUCAUCGCCGCCAUCAUUUCUUUGUCCAACUACACCAGGUGGUUUGCUUAAUCCAUGUCAACCAGAUCCAAAGCAUAAUUAUUUAACACAUCUUCCUAAGUUUGGUGAGAUUCCACCGAAUGUAACAGUUAUCCCUGGUGAAUCAGGUGGACGGUUUAAUAAUCCCAUUACUACUACUACUACUACAACUAAUAAUAAUAAUAAUAACAAUGAAAGUUUGUCACACUGUGAUGAUGAAACAACUGCUCAUAAAUUUAGAUUUUCGCAUAAAAACCCAACCAUCACAGACAAGAAUGAUCCUAGUCAAUUCAACAAAUUCUUAUCUGCAUGGACGCAUCAUUUCACCUCACAACUUAUUCAAAAUCAGUUAAUGGAGCAGAAACUCCAUCAUCCAUCAACAUCGUCGUUUACAACACCACCGGUCCAGCAUUCUUCUUCAACAAGAAUUUCAACAGACUACUCCCAGUCAUUUCAACAGUUGGAUGAUGCAGCAGUACAUGGAGAUGUUUUCAGUGGAAUUAAUCCCCUGUCAAGUUAUGCUUCAAAUCUUGCAUUCUAUAUGCAACAAUAUCCUCAGUUUAUACCGCAUAUAUUAUCACUAUUUUAUCAAAAUCCUUUUCAUCCAAAAAAUCAAAUGACUAACACAUCCAACCCAUUGCUUAAUGAUAGUGUUACAAUUACAGAGAAUAGUAAAAUCCCAGUUACUAGUCCACCACCUGUCAGCACCAAUGAUGGCAAUGACUUUGGUAAUGCUACCACGAGCAACGACAGUACGACAGUUGAUGUCGUAAAUAGCGAUGACGUUACAGUUAUGUCCAAAUGUAGAAGCAAUAAUGAACAGAAGUCGACUGAUUUUUCUAUUUUCGCUUUAACCAGCCUACAGAAUUCAACAUCACCGAAAGCGGUCAAUAACAGUAACAGUAAUAAUACUCAUUCAAUCCCAUCAUCGCCAUCUUCACGUAUACCUCCUACAAAUCGAUCCUCGUCUGUUCAUUCCACAGAAUCCGAUGAGCAUACACUGUAUAAUCAAAAUGGUAAUGAUUUGUCUAAUAGAUCACCGACAGAGAGAUACGACAGACCCCCAUCACUCAACAGUAAUGAGAAUAACCAUUGACUCUUAUCGAUAAAGCAUUGCCUUACCACAUAAUACAUAAGUAAAUAUGGAAGCAGACAGCUGAUGAGACGGAGAGAGAGAGAGGCAAACAGACUAUUUCUGUGAUUAUUUUCAAUUUAAACUGAGCAUUACUUAUUCUCACUUAAAUUGUAUUAUGCUCUGUGUAACUUAUCCAUGACUGUGUAACUUAGUAGUGUUAUAAGAGUUAUAUACUCGUUGUCAAUUUCACAAUAUAUAUUGUUACGAAAAUGGAAGCUAUUCAAGAGUUGUAGUGUCUUUUUUUUGCUUUGGAGUAGUAUCUAAAGCUGAGUUAUUUUAAACAAAAUCAAAUUGAUGCCAUUCCGUUUUGUUUAUUUAUUUGCAUACUUUGUGUUGUCAAAACUGUUGCAUAAAUUAAAUCUUUCAUAACUGCCGUUUCGGUUUCUUUUCCUUCUUUUUUCUAAACAUCUUCGGUGAAGUAAUUAAUCUAUUACUUAUGU